Molecule: messenger RNA, 836 nt
Organism: Schistocerca serialis cubense
Lineage: Eukaryota; Metazoa; Arthropoda; Insecta; Orthoptera; Acrididae
Product: UDP-glucosyltransferase 2-like
Exons: 4
Coding region: 33-722 (229 amino acids)
Molecular function (GO): UDP-glycosyltransferase activity
Source: RefSeq, a predicted model, not a curated record
CUAGAAGAUAUACAGCGGCUCAAAAUGAAGUAAUGUGGGAACAUUUCGGAAACGAUGUUCCCAGCAUCUUUGAAUCGCAGUACAAUAUUAGUCUCUUGCUCGCAACAACUCACUUCUCCUCCUCUUAUCCAAAGCCGAUGCAACCCACUGUGGUCAAAAUGACUGGACUCCACAUUAAAGGAAAGCCUAAGCCGCUACCGCAGGAGAUACAGUCCUUCCUGAGUGGUGCGAAAUAUGGAGCCAUAUACUUCAGCCUUGGCUCGAAUGUUAAGAGCAGAAAUCUGCCAGAGUCUAUACGACAAGCACUGAUGGACGCCUUUUCUGAACUUCCGCAGAAGGUCCUUUGGAAGUUUGAGGAUGACUCUCUACCAGGGAAGCCAAGCAACGUCAUGAUCGCCAAGUGGUUGCCACAAGAGGAUGUUUUGUCUCACCCAAAUAUUCGACUGUUCAUCACUCAGGGCGGUCUUCAGAGUUUCAACGAGGCAUCCUAUUACAGUGUGCCACUAGUCGGAAUACCUUUCUUUGGUGAUCAAGCAUACAAUGUGGCAAAAAUGGUCAGCGCUGGAAUUGGAGUCAAGCUGGACUUUCGAACCAUCACCAAACAGUCUGUCCUCCAAGCCGUGCGGACCGUUCUGGAGGAUCCCAGCUACCAGGAGAAUAUGAAGCGCUUUUCAGCCGUCUACCGGGAGCACCAGAGCACGUCCCUGGAGAGGGCGGUGUGAUGGGUGGAGUACGUGAUCCGCCACCAGGGGGCUCCACACCUGCGCAGCGCAGCCCUCGACCUGCACUGGUGGCAGCUGCUGCUGCUCGACGUCAUAGCCUUCAUACUGGCUGUG